GAAUUCCUGGAGGGAAAGUGGCGAGGGUUGAGGGGUAAAAAAAUAACGUGUUUGGACCGCAGACUGAUCUCGCUUCCUCCCAUCUUUGAGGACAUGUAUUUCCUUUGCAAAAGCGGUUACUCGAAUAUCUUGUCAAUAUAAUAGACAGUCUUUGUCAUAAACCAGUGUUGGACUUGGCCGAGCAUCUACGCCACACACUUCUCUUCCCCUACUCGCACCAGGAUCAGUGCUGAACGCUCGGCUCGGGAGAAUCAAGCGAGCUAAACACGGCUUCCAUUGUCGUGGUAGCCCCACUCCGUCGAGCUGAACUACUAGUAAAUAACUACAGUGGGUUACCUCUUCGGCGUUACUUCAUGGAUACGGUGUCGCGGUCGUUCAUAGGCAAGCUAGCUAGUAGCCUGCUAACGUUAGCAGCUCAGUGUUGAUUCCUUUGACUCCAUCUACCGCUGACACUGGUGCAAAUGAGUGAACCGGGGAAGAGUUUGCUUUCUUCCCCUACUUCUUCAGGGGGGCAACCUGUGGGGUCUGACACCUACAAAGGCUGGCUGUAUAAAUGGACUAACUACUUGAAGGGCUACCAACGCCGGUGGUUUGUCCUUAGCAACGGCCUUCUGUCAUAUUACAGGACUCAGGCAGAGAUGGCCCACACUUGCCGUGGCACCAUCUCCCUGACCACGGCACACAUUGAAGUGGGUGAUGCGUGCCACCUGGUGCUAACCAGCGGAGGGCGGAGCUACCACCUGAAGGCCACCUCAGAUGGGGAGAGUCAGCGCUGGGUCUCUGCCCUCCAACAGGCUAAGGCCAACGCCAGUCACAUGAUGCACCAAUCAGCAUGGGAGUCCUUCACUGUUGUCUGGCGCUCCAAGGAUGCUCUGCCUGACACUGGCCUUGAGUCAGACAACCUGCUGGGAGAUGGUAGCUUAUAUAUGCAUGCAUGUCACAUGAAGCAGGCAAAUGCAGAAGCUGAUGGAUUUGGCCCAGAUCUGUGUUUUUACGAUGACUCCGGAGACGAGGCCCCUGUGCCCCAGCCUGACCGAGCCCUGACCCAGGGGGCUCUGAAGACCCUGGCUAGUAAGCUGGACGACCUGAGCACCUGCAACGAGCUAAUCGGCAAGCACGGCGCCGCCCUGCAGCGAUCCCUCAGCGAGCUCGAGGACCUGCGCUCGGCCACUGACGGCACCGACAAACUCAAGACUGUCAACGAGCGUGCCACACUCUUCCGCAUCACCUCCAAUGCUAUGAUCAAUGCCUGUAGGGACUUCCUGGACGUAGCAGAGACACACAGCCGGAGGUGGCAGAGAGCCCUGCAGUAUGAGAGAGAACAGCGCCACCACCUGGAGGAGACUAUUGAACAGCUAGCCAAGCAGCACAACAGCCUGGAGAGGGCCUGGAGAGAGGCUCCCAGCACACACCCAGACGGAGGUGAGAGAACGCAGGAGGGUGACGCCAGUGAUGAGAAUGAAGACACAGAGUUCUUUGAUGCCAUGGAGGACUCCCCUGCCUUCAUCACAGUGACCGCCUCUGACCACACGCAGCACAGACGCUCUGGCAGUAACCAGAGUAUCAUGAGUGGAGGAUUACCCAAUAGUGAAUGGAGCCACAAUGAGAAUGACUCUGGCUCCAACAACGUCCAGCUGCGUAGAGUUAGACGGAGCCGCAUCCCAAACAAACCCAACUACUCCCUUAACCUGUGGAGCAUCAUGAAGAACUGCAUCGGCAAGGAGCUGUCCAAGAUCCCCAUGCCUGUAAACUUCAACGAGCCCCUGUCGAUGCUGCAGCGUCUAACUGAGGAUCUGGAGUACAGUGACCUGCUGGACCGGGCGUCUCGCUGCGAAUCGUCCCUGGAGCAGAUGUGCCUGGUGGCAGCCUUCUCUGUGUCCUCCUACUCCACCACCAUCCACCGCACUGCCAAGCCCUUCAAUCCCCUGCUGGGGGAGACCUACGAGCUGGACCGGCUGGAUGACUUCGGCUACCGCUCCAUCUGCGAACAGGUCAGUCACCACCCCCCAGCCGCCGCCCACCAUGUGACGUCACAACGAGGCUGGACCCUGUGGCAGGAGAUCACUAUCGACAGCAAGUUCAGAGGGAAAUACAUCUCUGUAAUGCCAUUAGGCUGCAUCCACCUGCAGUUCCACUCCAGUGGGAAUCACUAUGUGUGGGGAAAAGUCACCUCCACGGUGCACAACAUCAUAGUGGGCAAACUGUGGAUUGACCAGUCUGGGGACAUUGAAAUAGUCAACCACAGGACCAAGGACACCUGCCACCUCAAGUUUGUCCCUUACAGUUAUUUCUCCAGAGACCUCUCACGCAAGGUGACAGGUGUGGUAGCAGAUAGCGAGGGCACGGCCCAUCACAUUAUGUCUGGUACCUGGGACGACAAGAUGGAGAGCGCCAAGAUAGUGGAGAGUAGCCGGGGAUGUGGAGGGUCAGAGGGCAAACAGAAGACCCUCUAUCAGACCCUCCAGCCCAAAGUGCUGUGGAAGAAAUACACUCUCCCGGAAAAUUCUGAGAACAUGCACUUCUUCUCCUCCCUGGCACUGACACUGAACGAGCCUGAGGAGGGCGUGGCUCCGACUGACAGCCGCCUGAGGCCCGACCAACGGCUGAUGGAGGCGGGGCUUUGGGAUGAGGCCAACGCCCACAAACAGCGUCUGGAGGAACGACAAAGGCUGGAGAGGAGGAAGAGGGAGGCACAAGCAACACAGGUCCUGGAAGAAGGCCAAGACAUCGAGGGCUUCCAGCCACUGUGGUUUGAGAGGAGGACAGAUGAUUCAACGGGGGAGAGCACUUACGUGUACAGGGGUGGAUACUGGGAGGCCAAAGACAAACAGGACUGGAGCCAAUGCCCUGAAAUCUUCUAAGGCUCCACCCCUGGGACUGUGACAUCACUGGAGGGCAGAGCUGAGGGACUGGUGGACAAGCAGAGGGAGGGGUCCACAUGCUGCAAACACAUUGACAUGUGGCCAACUCUUUGUCCAUUUGUGUGUGUUCCAGAAAGACGGAGCCCUCCAUGCCAAACUUCAAGAACAUUCUCUGUCCCCAUCACUGACCAGUGUGUUUUGCAAGCAUGGCCUCGUGUGUGUGUGUGUGUGUGUGUGUGUGUGUGUGUGUGUGUGUGUGUGUGCGCGUGCGUGGCGCAACAGAGUAAGUUAGAGAGACAACCUAUUUGAGAUAUUUUGAUUAAGAGUUACAAAAUAGAGCUAUUGCAUGGAAACCCAUGUUUAUUUGAGGUGGUAUGUCUAGUGGUGCCUGGUGCUCCAUUGAUCUGGUAAUAAGGUAAUAGCUACCGUAAGUGUAUAAUAUUAUAGAAUAAUAUUGGUACAAUUGUAUGGAUAAGUAGGGGGGAAAGUGAAAGAGGUUGUGUUUUGGUUCUAGGAUGUCCUGUUCCAGUCUGAGCAACUAUCUCCAAUAUAUAUCAAGGGUACAAAACAUUAGGAACACCUUAAUAUUGAGUUGCACCACCUGCUGCCCUCAGAACAGCGUCAAUUCGUUGGGGCAUGGACUACAAUGUGUCAAGCGUUCCACAGGGAUGCUGGCUCAUGUUGACUCCAAUGCUUCCCACAUUUGAGUCAAGUUGGCUGGAUGUCCUUUGGGUGGUGGACCAUUCUUGAUACACACAGGAAACUGUUAAGCAUGAAAAACCCAGCAGCAUUGCAGUUCUUGACACACGCAAACCGGUGUGACUGGCACCAACUACCAUACCCUGUUCAAAGAGGCACACAUACACAAACCGUGUCUCAAGGCUUGAAAAUCUUCCUUUGACCUGUCUCCUCUCUUCCAGGUACACUGAUUUGAAGCAGAUUUUUUUUUAGGUGACAGCAAUAAGGGAUCAAAGCUUUCACCUGGAUGCCGUGUCAUGGAAAGAGCAGGUGUUCCUAAUGUUUUGAACACUUUAAUAUCUAUAUGUAACUAUGCAUAUCUAUAUGUAACUAUGCAUAUCUAUAUGUAACUAUGCAUAUCUAUAUGUAACUAUGCAUAUCUAUAUGUAACAUUGUGCAGUGCCAGUGUUUCCUUCUGUUGCAACAGCGAGGCACUCCCCAGAUUUGUAACUUAACAGUGCAUUUCUGAAGUGCAUGAAAACACCCAUGUAGUGGACGCUGAUAUCACUGAAUACGUUUGAUCUGUACAGACCUCAUCUCAGAAACCAAGAACUAAAGUCUUUACCAGUUAUGUUACAUGCGUCUUUCCAUGAGCGAUUAGUACAGACCAAAAACUAGGGGAAUUUUGAGUAUGUAAGAAGCUACCCACGAUUAUGAUCAUUCGUAAACAAUAUCGAUUGUGUUCUAAUGUCUUGGUUUCUCAAAUGUUGAUGAGGGUGCAUUAUGAACAGACAAAAUGUUAAAUCUUAACAAAUGAUUCCACCCUGUGCAAUGAAAUGUUUCAAUGUCUUAUAUAUAUUUUUUAAAUAUUAAGAAAUCGUCUGAAUUAUACUAUAGGAUGUGUAAUGUCGAGUUGCACAGUGCAAAGGAGGUGUGUACUCCAAUUAUUACACAUCUUUGUGUUUGACUGCAGGCAUUUAAACAUGCACCAUCAAUGAACUCAGACCUGUGUUGUGGCACCACUUGUAGCUAAUGCAUGGUUUAAUGUGCUCAUGCACUGCUGCCUAGUAUUAAUUAGGCAUUAGCCUCAAUAGUCGUUUCUAGACUUCACUCACAGAAGAACAUUGUGUGAAUUCACCUCUUGUGCCCUAGGUCUUCGAAAAUUGACUUUUUUUUGCUUGAACAAACAAACUGUCUCAAUGUGGUCUUUGUAAACAUGCACAGUGUUAUCAGAGAUGGCAUAUAAUGUAGUAACCAGCUUUUUGUGUCAUGCAGUUCUCAACUCAAGACAUAGAUGAAAACUAAAUUAGCCAAGUUGAAGACUCAAGCCAAGAGGAGAUUUUCCCUGGGACAGUCUGUCUGAUCUGGGCUAGCCGGUCUGAUGGGGCUGCACACUCCACAUUACUCGUUUGACGUCAUCUUGGCUCUAGCACACAUGUAUUCAAGGUACCACUCAAUAAAAGCAAUUCAAACUAA
Molecule: messenger RNA, 5015 nt
Organism: Oncorhynchus masou masou (cherry salmon)
Lineage: Eukaryota; Metazoa; Chordata; Actinopteri; Salmoniformes; Salmonidae
Product: oxysterol-binding protein 2-like
Exons: 15
Coding region: 462-2861 (799 amino acids)
Cellular component (GO): plasma membrane; cytosol; perinuclear endoplasmic reticulum
Molecular function (GO): cholesterol binding
Source: RefSeq, a predicted model, not a curated record